CACGUAUCAAACUUACAUUUAUGCCUAAAGUGUAUCUAUAAUUCGACACCUCUAUUGGGCACGUGCCAGUCGGCCUUAAAUGUCUCACUUGUAGUCGUCAGCCUUUAAAUUCCAUGUGUAGUUGCUCUAUUUCAUGCCUAUAUAAUCCUUCGAGCCCGUCGCCACUUUGCGAGGGAAUCUCAAACUUCUCUACAUUUCAAGAUGGCAGACCCUAAUAACCUCCCUGCCCUCUGCUCGGUUGACGAGUUUCUUAAGCAUGAUUAUGAUUUCAUUGUUAUUGGAGGAGGGACAGCUGGUUUAGUCGUGGCUGCACGUCUCACUGAGAACGCAGAUGUUAACGUCGGUGUUCUCGAGGCUGGUGCUGCAAAUAUUGAGGAUCCUAUGAUCAUGAUGCCCGCCAUGUACACCAAGGCAAUUGGUGACCCAAAGUAUGACUGGCUCCAUAAGAGUGUCGUUCAGAAAUCCGCUGGCAAUGUCGCCAUGGACCAACCUCGAGGAAAAGGCCUCGGUGGAUCUAGUACCAUCAAUUAUCAAAUGUAUGUUCGAGGUCACAAAGUUGACUAUGAUGACUGGGAGAAACUUGGAAACAAAGGCUGGGGAUUCCAAGACCUGCUUCCGUACUUCACGAAGCACGAGCAUUUUGAUGACCCCUCAGGCUAUACAACUAAACCAAACAUCCCUCUCGAGACAACGUAUGAUGCGAGUCUCCAUGGAACAAAUGGGCCAAUCCAUACUAGUUUUAGUACAUGGAGACUUCCCCAGGAGAGAGAGUGGAUUGCUGCUUCCAGCACAUUGGGCGAGAAUAUGGGGAGUCCGCUUGAGGCUUGGAGUGGUGACCAUAUGGGCACGCAUCAUUCGCUUAGUACGAUUGAUAGGAGUAAUGGCGAGUUAACUGGGACAAGAAGUUACGCCACUACAGGAUAUCUGCUUCCAAAUGCCGGACGGCCAAAUCUGAAUGUCUUGGUCGAGGCGUUGGUAACGAAGCUUGUUAUCAGUGAUGCUGGUGAAGUAACUGGUGUUGAAUUCCUACACGAAGACAAACCUCAUACUGUUCUGGCAAAGAAGGAGGUCGUUCUCAGUGCGGGAACCAUGAAAUCCCCGCAGAUUCUCGAACUCUCGGGAAUUGGCAACCCCUCAAUCCUCUCUAGAGCUGGUGUUAAAUGCGUGGUGGACAACCCACGAGUUGGGGAGAACUUUCAGGACCACCCCGCUACAGCAAUAGGCUAUGAGCUCGUCGAAGGAGAGAAAACUCUCGACAUGCUACAACAGGAAUCAGAACUCCAAGCCGCGAUGACCUCGUACACUACCGACAAAAGCGGUCCCCUAUCAAGUGGCGGAUCAGCGGUGGGGUUCGCAUCUUACGCUGAUCUAGCCACACCUGCUGAGGUAAAAUCGUUACAAGAAUUGAUACUCUCGGGCAAAUAUCCUGGCCAUAAUGAAGCCACGAAGAAGCUCAUCGCAGAGAGCCUCGGAGACCACAAUUAUGGUAGCCUCCAGCUCGUACUUCUACCUGCUACCUUAGACCUUAGGUACCCAGGCAAUCAGAAGGCCCUGCUGCAGCCUCCUACUGAGCAACUAGGAAAGCACGGCCUUGCACUGGCAGCGUGUCUAGCUCGUCCCCUCUCCGUGGGCACUAUCCACAUAUCUUCUUCUGACCCCAAAAUCGACCCGGAAAUCGAUCCGGGCUAUUUAACGCACCCCGCAGACAUCGAAGUCUUUGUCAAAGGUUUGGAGCUGCUGGAGAAGAUGGCAGCUACGUCACCUUUCAAGGAGAAGAUCAAGAGAAAAUACCAUCCUGUGGAGUUGGAUUUGGGAGAUAGGAAGAGUGUUGAGGAGUAUCUAAGACAUACUUGUGCGACCGAGUAUCAUCCGUUGGGUACUGUGGCGAUGGGGAAGAAGGGCGUUGGAGCGGUGGAUGAUAGGCUCAAGGUUUGGGGAGCGAAGGGCGUGAGAGUCGUGGAUGCAAGUGUGAUGCCGUUGCAUGUCAGUGGAAAUAUUGUUUCGAGUGUUUAUGCGAUUGCAGAGAAGGCGAGCGAUAUGAUUAAGGAGGACUGGGAAUUGUAG
Molecule: messenger RNA, 2064 nt
Organism: Pseudogymnoascus verrucosus
Lineage: Eukaryota; Fungi; Ascomycota; Leotiomycetes; Thelebolales; Thelebolaceae
Exons: 4
Coding region: 202-2064 (620 amino acids)
Molecular function (GO): oxidoreductase activity, acting on CH-OH group of donors; flavin adenine dinucleotide binding
Source: RefSeq, a predicted model, not a curated record